AUAAAUGGGAAAGCUAACAUAGGCAAACUUGCUCACUGUUUGCUUCCCCGGAAACGAGAGCACACCGUGGUCUCGCGAUACUUCCGUUUCAGCCAAUCCGGAAACUACAACUACAAAUUGGGCGGCCAUGAGUGGACUGUUUGAGUGCGAGCAAGCAGACACAUGGCGGAAUGUUGAUGGCAAAUACUGGCAUGUUGUGGAGGCCAAGGCUAAAACGGGCAAGAAAUCAGGGAAGCUUCUUGACCUUGACAAGUGGUAUCAAGAGGAGCUGCCGACUCUCAUAUCAAGUCGCAGCGAUAAACAUGUCACUCUGUCAGAGAUGGUCAAGCUGAUGGAGUGGAAGCUGACUCGGGGGAAGUUCCGGCCUCGCCUGCAGCAGCUGGUGGCGUCCAACAGCGAGGACGCUGUGGAGACGUGCUCCACCAAGGCCUUCCGUCUCCUGCCGGAUGUGUCAGCGGCCAUUGCUGAGCUCAGCACCAUGAAAGGAGUGGGCCCGGCCACGGCGUCAGCGCUGUUGGCUGCAGGAGCUGCAGAGCAGGCUGCCUUCAUGUCUGAUGAGGCCAUGGAGAGCAUCCCGGGAUUGACGCCCAUACAAUACACUGCCGAACACUACACGCUCUACCUGGACAAGAUGGUGGAGAAGAGCAAAAAGCUAAACAAAGUGGACCCUCAGCAAGACUGGACACCCCAAAGACUGGAGCGCUGUUUGUGGGCGCUGGCGGUCGCUAAGCAACAGCAGCUCCCGCUUCUGAAGGAUGUGGACGUGAAGGGCAGCACUGUGGUGGAAGACUGCGCUGAUGCAGACCACAGACCGAGCAAGAAACUCAAAAAGAGAUGAAAUAUGUUUAGUGUGACUCAAUAUGUCCACUGAAAGUCCUGUAAACAUUUCUUUGACUGAUUUGAUAAUGAUUGAUUGAUUGAUGAUCUGUGAAAUAAACAACCACAAAAUUACAUUUUAUUCUCAUUAA
Molecule: messenger RNA, 968 nt
Organism: Entelurus aequoreus (snake pipefish)
Lineage: Eukaryota; Metazoa; Chordata; Actinopteri; Syngnathiformes; Syngnathidae
Exons: 6
Coding region: 128-838 (236 amino acids)
Source: RefSeq, a predicted model, not a curated record